AUGGGGUCAAGUGGACUUGGGAAAGCAGCAACAUUAGAUGAGCUGCUGAGCACUUGCAUUGAGAUGUUUGAUGACAAUGGAGAGCUGAAUAAUAGUUAUUUGCCAAGAAUAGUUCUACUCAUGCACCGAUGGUAUUUGUCUUCCACUGAAUUGGCAGAAAAACUUCUCUGCAUAUAUCUUUCUAACUACUGUGUAAUUUUUACAAUCAUAAAUCAAGUUCUUGGAGAAAGCUGUGAUGAAUUUCGAUUAAAGAUCUGCUACUUCAUGAGGUACUGGAUUGUGAAAUUUCCUGCAGAAUUUAAUUUGGACCUCGGUUUGAUCCGUAUGACUGAGGAAUUCCGGGAAGUAGCUAGUCAACUGGGAUAUGAGAAACACACCAGCCUCAUUGACAUAUCCAGCAUUCCUUCCUAUGACUGGAUGAGAAGAGUCACACAGAGAAAAAAAGUAUCCAAGAAGGGAAAAGCCUGUCUGCUGUUCGACCAUCUGGAGCCCAUUGAAUUGGCCGAGCACCUCACUUUUCUGGAGCAUAAAUCUUUUAGAAGGAUCUCAUUCACUGAUUACCAAAGCUAUGUCAUCCAUGGCUGCCUGGAGAAUAACCCAACCUUGGAGAGAUCUAUUGCUUUAUUUAAUGGAAUCUCUAAGUGGGUCCAGUUGAUGGUUCUUAGCAAACCAACUCCUCAGCAAAGAGCAGAAGUCAUCACAAAGUUUAUCAAUGUUGCCAAGAAGCUCCUUCAGCUCAAAAAUUUUAACACCCUGAUGGCAGUGGUGGGAGGCCUCAGUCAUAGUUCCAUUUCCCGGCUCAAAGAGACCCAUUCUCAUCUUUCUUCAGAAGUUACAAAGAACUGGAAUGAAAUGACAGAGCUGGUCUCCUCCAACGGCAAUUACUGUAAUUACCGCAAGGCUUUUGCCGACUGUGACGGCUUCAAAAUUCCAAUCCUUGGCGUCCACUUGAAAGACUUGAUAGCAGUCCAUGUCAUUUUCCCAGACUGGACAGAGGAGAACAAAGUGAACAUUGUGAAAAUGCACCAGCUCUCCGUUACCCUGAGUGAACUGGUCUCCCUGCAGAAUGCCUCUCACCACUUGGAACCCAACCUGGAUUUGAUCAACUUGCUCACCCUUUCUCUGGACCUCUAUCACACAGAAGAUGAUAUUUACAAACUAUCACUGGUUCUGGAGCCUAGAAAUUCUAAAUCGCAGCCUACCUCCCCUACGACGCCCACCAAGCCUGUGGUGCCCCUGGAGUGGGCCUCAGGAGUGAUGCCAAAGCCAGAUCCUACAGUCAUCAACAAGCACAUAAGGAAAUUAGUUGAGUCUGUGUUUAGGAACUAUGACCAUGACCAUGAUGGGUAUAUUUCCCAAGAAGACUUUGAAAGUAUAGCUGCCAAUUUUCCCUUCUUGGAUUCCUUUUGUGUGCUGGACAAAGAUCAGGAUGGCCUAAUCAGUAAGGAUGAGAUGAUGGCUUACUUCCUGAGAGCUAAGUCCCAACUACACUGUAAAAUGGGACCAGGAUUUGUCCAUAAUUUUCAGGAGAUGACCUAUCUCAAGCCAACCUUCUGUGAACACUGUGCAGGAUUUCUCUGGGGCAUAAUCAAGCAAGGAUACAAAUGCAAAGAUUGUGGAGCCAACUGUCAUAAACAGUGCAAAGACCUCCUGGUUCUGGCCUGCAGGAGGUUUGCCCGGGCACCCUCCUUGGGCAGCAGCCAUGGGUCACUGCCUGGAAGUCCCUCGUUGCCCCCAGUGCAAGAUGAGGUGUUUGAGUUCCCUGGUGUCACCGCUGGACACCGAGACCUGGACAGCAGAGCCAUCACGCUGGUCACAGGCUCCUCUGGCAAGAUCUCCGUGCGGCUGCAGCGGGCCACCACCAGCCAGGCCACCCAGACCGAGCCCGUGUGGCCAGAGGCUGGCUGGGGCGACUCAGGGUCCCACACCUUCCCCAAAAUGAAGUCCAAAUUCCACGACAAAGCAGCAAAGGACAAAGGCUUUGCCAAGUGGGAAAAUGAGAAGCCCAGGGUGCAGGCUGGUGUGGAUGUUGUUGACCGAGGCACCACGUUUGAGCCUGACCAGGAUGAAGCAGACAUGGAUGAGACCAAACAGGAUGGUGAGGAUGGCUGA
Rangifer tarandus platyrhynchus (Svalbard reindeer) is the source of this 2112-nucleotide messenger RNA. NCBI's taxonomy places the organism in Eukaryota, Metazoa, Chordata, Mammalia, Artiodactyla, Cervidae. The record is from the annotation of a GenBank genome assembly.